Metarhizium album ARSEF 1941 is the source of this 1194-nucleotide messenger RNA. RefSeq names its product stomatin family protein. Lineage: Eukaryota; Fungi; Ascomycota; Sordariomycetes; Hypocreales; Clavicipitaceae. Gene Ontology annotation, cellular component: membrane. The record is from RefSeq and is a predicted model, not a curated record. The transcript has 2 exons. The coding region runs from base 1 to 1194 and encodes 397 amino acids.
AUGCCGAGCCCAUAUCUGACGAGAGCUGCUCUCCGGAGCCCGUUGCUCUCCCAGCAAACCCGCCUGUUCACCUCGUCCGCCCGCCUUCUCCUCCCGGCCAGCUUCGCCGGAUCACUACCUUCAUAUUUCCAAAAACCUCGACUCCCGGCAAAUACAGUCGUUCGCUUUGUCCCUCAGCAGACGGCAUGGAUUGUCGAGCGCAUGGGCAAAUUCAACCGCAUCCUCGAACCAGGCCUGGCUCUCCUCAUACCCUUCAUUGAUCGCAUCGCCUACGUCAAGAGCCUCAAGGAAGCUGCCAUCGAGAUUCCCAGCCAGAGUGCCAUCACUGCCGACAACGUGACUCUCGAACUCGAUGGUGUUCUCUAUACCCGAGUCUUCGACGCUUACAAAGCCAGUUAUGGCGUCGAAGAUGCGGAAUAUGCCAUCUCCCAACUUGCCCAGACCACCAUGCGGUCCGAGAUCGGUCAGCUUACCCUUGACCACGUGCUAAAGGAACGCGCAGCCCUCAACACCAACAUCACUGCUGCCAUCAACGAUGCUGCCGAGGCGUGGGGACUUACAUGCUUAAGAUAUGAAAUACGGGACAUCCAUGCCCCUGGGCCCGUAGUCGAGGCCAUGCACCGACAGGUCACGGCUGAGCGAUCCAAGCGAGCAGAAAUUCUCGACUCCGAGGGUCAGCGCCAGAGCGCCAUCAAUAUCGCAGAGGGUAAGAAGCAAAGUGUCAUUCUUGCUUCUGAAGCCUUGCGUGCCGAGCGCAUCAACGAGGCGGAUGGUGAGGCCGAGGCAAUUCUUCUCAAGGCUCGCGCCACCGCCGAGGGUAUCCAAGCCGUCUCCAAGGCCAUUCUCGAUGGCCGAGAAGGCGCCAAGGGUGCCAUCAGCUUAACUGUGGCCGAGAAAUACGUAGAGGCAUUCGGCAAUUUGGCCAGGGAGGGCACUGCCGUCGUUGUCCCUGGCAAUGUUGGUGAUAUUGGCGGCAUGAUCGCCACUGGGUUGAGCGUGUAUGGAAAGGUCGGCGAAGCCCAAGCAAAGACUAUGGCCAAGAAUGUCAUGGACACAUCUUCUUCCACAGAACGCAGCGACAAGAAGAAGGAAAUCGAACAGCCUAGACCAGAGCGAGAGCCUGCGACCAUGCGAAAGGAUGCGGUGAGGGAGAGCAUGUUGGACGGCUUCGACCAAACAGCCGCUGGAAAAUGA